GUUAAAUUUCAAAAAAAUUUGAAUAGACCCUUAUUGAAAACGUUCACAUUUAUGGUCUUUAUUAUUGAAAAGAAAAAAAAUGGACAUUCCUUUUAGUUUUUUAAGUCAUAAGAAUUACUUCAAGAAAUUUGAAUAUACAGAAUCGUUCUUUAAAUCUUAUCCAAAAGUUUCUGCGCUACAAAAGGGCUAACUUUUGCUUCUGGAUGAAGAUAACCAACCCCCAAACUCUUACAAUGAAAAUAAGUCGCUAACUAUAGACAACCACUAUAAACCUGGAAGCGCUGGACGGCUGUUUUCACUUACUACAGAACUUCUUAGCAGUGUUUAUUUUUUACUCCUCCAGUGAAUGGAUUUAAGUAAUUUAGACUAAUGGACCAUUGGAUGACAUUUAAUGGUUUACAUUUUUACAUUUAAUCAAUUCUCUAUAUUAUAUUAGUGCUCAUGCACCAAACUGUGAAUAUUAUCUAAAGGGGAUUUGCUGGGUUCUGGUGAGAAUCUAUGAACAGUGUACUUCAGACAAGUGGGUCAUAAGAAUAGUAUCACUAACAUUACCAGACAAUGGUCAAUAAGUUGUUAUCACGUAGUUUGAAGGAGAUAGUUUUUUAUACUGACAAGGUCAAGGAAUCCUAUAACAAGGAGAAACAGGAAUUCAGCGCUUUUUGGUUCCCAGUAGUUGUUUAAUUGAUCACCUCCUUAUAUAAACCACAAACUUAAUAAUCUUCACUAACAAUAUAUAUCAUUGACCAACUAAUUUAUUAAAUGAUGAAAUCCAUGAUUUUCAUACUUGUUUGUAAUACUCAGCUCAUUAUAAACAUACAAAUUAGAUUUUACCAUUACUUAUUAUGAAUCUCAUAAAUUUUAAUAAGUUUAAAGACUAAAGUACAAUAUAACAACCAACCUCGAUUGUUUAUAAUAAUAUACAUUAAUAUCUGGUCAUAUAAAACAGUCUAGCCAUAUAGCAUACAUUGAGUUUAACACAUUCUAUACACUUUUUUUUAUAACAAUGAUUGACUUAUAUAAAAUUAUGAACUUAUUGAUUUUAUUCCAUAAACCUCAGUAUUUUAGAACAAUCGUAUAGAGGCCCAUAUUCAUUUUUUAUGUAUUUUAUUUGUGGUUACAAUAAUACUUGUCUUUUCAGGUCUUCUUUUUGCUAUGUCGUUGUCACAUUGGAUACGUUUGACAAUAUUCUUUCAUUACCCAAUACACCUCGACAGGGUCUUCUUCUUCUUCUUCUUCAUUAAAUUGUAUAAGUUAAGAAACAUGUUUUAAAAUCAAUAUCGAUAAUUAGAUUAUCUGUGUUAUUUUUUUGGAACAUUCAGUGUUAUUCUUUGUUGGUCAAUCCAACUAUUUCAUUGAGGAAUUUUGAUGAUUUUGGUAAACACUCUAUAAUAAUUAAGUAAUAAGUAAUAUAUAACACGAUGUGUUAAUAUUUUUUUCAUGAAAUAAAGAGAACAUUUCAUUAAGUAA
Schistosoma rodhaini is the source of this 1467-nucleotide messenger RNA. The record is from the annotation of a GenBank genome assembly. Lineage: Eukaryota; Metazoa; Platyhelminthes; Trematoda; Strigeidida; Schistosomatidae.